UUGAAAUGUUUGCUUUAAUUGUGUGUCCCUCCAUAACAUCACUGCUGACUGUAUUGUCAUCAUUAUCGUCUAUAUGUUUAUUUUAGUUUUCACCACCGAUAAAAAGGUUCGUUAUUAAUGGCUUGACAGAUAGAUACCAUUGGAGAAAGUGUCAUACCUCAAAAUUGUUUGUUUUCUAUUGUAUAACACUCAUUUACAUGAACAACUGAACUAUAUAUAAUUUGUCUUAAUUUCUGAUAUGAUAUUACACAGUAUGUAAUAAGUGUGACAAUUAUAUAUGCCAGUAUUAUGUAAUCUGCUACCUAAAAGUAGUAAAUGUAUUACUUUUUAAUUAACACAUCUUUACAAGAUUUUAUAUAGGAAAAAUAAUUUAUAAAGGUGACACUAAGCACUUAGCUUGAGAAGAGGACGUUGAAUAUAUGUGCUAUAAACAGUUAUACUGAAAGAUUUCUGGGACUUCUACCAGUUGAAAAUUUAUCAAAACAUUGACCAGAUGGCAACCUGGAAAAAUUGUUCACUGACAUGGCGGAAGAAUUUGCUAUACUUAAAUUCCAUAAAUGCAUGAAACUUUUUUGGUAUUGUGUCAGAUAAAAGUGAUUGUGUAAUGCCUCAUAAGACUUUUCUGUUGAAGAAAGUGUUAAUAACUGCACAGAAAUCAAUAACUUUACGCCAUUUGUCUUUAAGGCAAGUCCUUUGGGGGUUGCUAUAGAGAUAGCAUUUUUGUCUCAGAACUUCAUGAAGUGAAACCAAGUAAAAUUUAAAAAGUCUCUUACAUGUACAUGGGAAGUAUGGAUAGAUGAAGUACAAAGAGAGUCCAACUAAUGAUGUAUUAUUCUUAAGAAGUAAACAUCUUAUUGUUAGCAAAAAUGUUGAUGGCUAUGAUGCAGCGAGGUACAUGUAUAAAUCACUGUUGUCUCAAAUAACAGAAGAAAACUGCUGUCAUACCAGAAUGUCAGGAUGGCUGCCAACUCAAAACAGUAGCUGAAGGAGCUAUUGUAUGUAUUUAUAAGGUUGUCCAUAAUGCAGAUCUGUCUGUGAUGCAAUGACAGGACCAGCAGAAGGGGUAUGUAAGCAGGAGGAGUCCACAAGUUAGAUGAUGUCAAUGCUGGCCCUGGAUGAUUCUUCAGAUCUUGUCAAUACAGAAGCAGUGGCAGCAACUAAUGGUGAGGAGAAAGAAAUAGUCUCACCUGGAACCAAUGAAAAACAGGUCAAUCUUUUGUCAUUCGACAGCCCAGACGAGAGUGAUCCAAAGGACAAUAAAGAGUCCAAAACAAAGUCAAAGAAGAGCAGGGCCAGAAGUCUUUUUAAACGUGCCAAAUCCCCUAUCGCUGGAGCUAUAAAUAAAACAACAAAGGAAUUUAAGAAGCUAAGCAAUCUGCCAAAGCAUCAUAUCACAGCCUCACAGAAAUCUCCUAUUAAAUCCCCAUCCAAAGAAAAAUUAACAGAGGAGUAUUCGAAGCUUGAAGAAAAACUAAAUGAGAAAACAUCAGAAGAAUGGUUGCAGUUUCAGCAGAUGCAGGAAAGGAUUCAAGUGUCAUUGCAUAAAACAAAGACCAGUCUAGAUAAAUACUCUUCACAAAGUGAGGAUGAUGAAGCACACCAUUCUAAAGCCUUGUCAAACAGGUGGACUGGUUUUGAAGAUGCUUCAGGGUUUGAGCCAGAAGUAAUUGAUACAUCAUUGAAUCCAAUUGUAAGUAUAUCAGAACCAGUUGAUUCUGAACUUCUUGACACUUGUGAAACUUUUGAUUCUAAAGAGGAAAGCACUCUCAUAGAUACAUCUGAUACUCUUAUAGACACAUCUGUAUCUCCCAAAGAUACAACAAGUUUUCUGGACACAUUUUCCAGACAUAUUAAACGAGGAAGCAAGUCAAAUAUGGAGAAUCUCUUGGAUGAUUUUUUAUCAGCAGACUCGGAGACCAGAGUAAAACAAUCUCCAAGAAAUUCACCAGUUAAGAUUGGUGGCAGCUCAGUGUUAAUAAAGAAAAGGGACAAUGAUGAUUUUCAAGGACUCAUGGAUUCUACUGAACCAGUGGAUGCGUUGCAAGAUCUCUCACUCCAAGAGCAUAAAGAAGAGGGUUUUGAUAGUUUCAUAGAUACUAACACAAAUAAUACCGGUGACCGUAGUGAUAGUAUCAGCCCUGACAUAGGAUCAGUAUUGAGUGGAUAUACAUUCACAUCAUCAACAUCUGGUGACGCUGCUUUUAACUUGGAAAGCCAGGGAAUCAACAAAACUGUAGACAGUGGUAUUCUUCUCUUUGAGCAGCCUCUAGAAAACAUUGUCACCAAAAUUAACAAUGUUCCACAUCCCGCUUUUGAUACAGACAAAGAUGACACUUGCAAUUCAAUAUCACACAUAGAGGAUGAAACUUUGUUCACUUUUGAUGUUGAUUCUUCAUCCUCAUCACUACCCAUGGCAGGUAAUAGUGGGCAAAGUUGUUUUUCAGCUGUUGCUAAACCUCUUGAGCCACUUGUAUCAUAUCCAGCAAAGCAAGAACAGAAAGUGACAACUAACUCUCUGGAUCAAUUUGACUUUGGUUGUCAAGCAGAUGCAGCUAAAUCAAUGUCUACAGUAUUUGAUGACUUUUCAAGCUUUGAUCCAAUAAAAUCAGCUUCAUACACAUCUUCACUCCCAGUGCAAUCAAACUCAUCCCCUAUCAAUGUAAAUGUAGGGUCUCACUUAUUAAGGAAUUCAUCCCAAGCUCCCAGCAUUUCAUUCGGGUCUUUACCAUCUUCAGGUAUUGAGCAUGACAUAUUUUCAAAAAUUAAAAGAAUGUCAUCAGGAAGUCAACCAGUUUCUCCAUUAAGACGAAAAGUUCAAGAAAAGCCAAAAGACCAUUUUGGUUUUGUGAAGAAAGAACUAAAAGUGGACGAAGAUGAUGACGGUUACAAACCUCUUGCUGAUUUGUCGAAAGACAAACAGACAGUGUCAACAAGAACAGGAGAAAAUUCAAAUAUUGAUCAUACUGCCAGCAAUUCUUCCAGCACAGUUAAUAAUCCAUUCUUAUCAGGAAGUUUUCAUGAAGAUGGGCAAAUAUAUAAAUCUGCAAAUGCUGCUGAACUGUUUGGUCUUGAAUCAAAUAAUACUUAUUUAAAUAAUGAUUUUGAUUUUUUCAUUGAAAAACAGGGAACCAAAUCAGAUGGUUCAGAUUCAAAAUCACAAACAUGGGUAGAUCCUUCUUCUGUAGAUAAUAUUGACUUUGGUGGUGUCAUAGAUGAUUCAGAAAGUCACUGGGAUGGUGAUACUGUAACAAGUGAAAAAAUGCCAUUAGGGGAUGCAUGGAGUGGAGAUAAUGGUUCUAAAUUAUUCCUUGGAAAUGACCAAGACACAGUUACUCCAGAUAAUCCUUUCCAAGAUGAUUUCUCUAAAUUAGCGAAUGUGACUGUAUUGGUAGCAACAACUGAAGCAUCAAAUCCUUUUAUGUCAGCAGGACCUGCAAAUUCAUCUUCUGCUAAUCCAUUCCUUGAUAUUUUUGGUGACAUUGAUGCCAGUCAUUCAAAACUGAAUCUUUUAGAUUCUGGUAUGCAAGUUAAUACAAAUUUUGAAAGCGACAACUUCAUUGGUGAUUCUGCUGUUCAUCAAAAAGGUGAAUCUAAAGAUACAUUUGAUCCUUUUAAUUUUGCUUCCACAUCAAAUGGUAUUAAUGACACAGAAAGCAGCAUGGGAGCUGCUGCUGAAAUGGACACAUUCUCUAGUGUUGCAGCUUUAGGUGAUAAGCAGUUGGCUAUGCCAUUAGAAGACGAUGACCAUUCUUUUAUGCUUGAUAUCAAACCAAUUUCCAUAGCCAGACCAAAGGCAGAGUCUCUACCUAUUGCACCAGCUAUUGCUCCACCUCCAAAAGCUCCCAAAUCUCCCAUACCUCCAAGGGAGAACCCAUUUGACAGGGACUCUCCACCGGAAGAGAAUUUUGCGCAGUUUGAGAUCAAGGGUAAGGUGAAAGACAAGGAAGCAGAGGCUGAUAAAAAAGAAGAGCCCAUUGCAGACAGACAGACAGAGGAAACAUUACCGAAAAGCUUGUCAGUUGACAGUGAAACCACGACUGAAGAGGAAGUGGUGGUGAAUCUAGAACCACUUGAACCUUUCCUACCAGAAUGUGACAAGGAUAGUUUCAAGCUGAUGUUGCGAUAUCCAACCAAGAAGAAAAUAACAGGGAAUAGGUACUGGAAAAAUGUCUGUGUUAAGUUUGAAAAACAAAAGGAAGGUAUAAUGGUGAGGGUUUUGAAUGAUGCAAGAGACCCACUUCCUAUUCAAGAGCUAUUGCUGCAGCCAUGUUAUUCAUUGUCAGAAUGUGUGCUUCAGCAAUAUGAUCAGUAUGGGAAAAUUCACACGGCGAAAUUACAAUAUGUUUUCUACAAGGAGAGAGUUGGAAUUAAAACUGAGAGAAUCACUCCAUCACUCGUGAAAUUUAAAAAACGAUCUGAGAAACCAAAGGCUACGAUGAUUCUAGAUCAUUCUCCCCAGGUGUCAGAACUUCUCAAGUUUGGCUCUUUGGAUAGGGAGGAAAUUAUGCAAUUUAUCCAUAAACUUGAGGACAUUUUUAUGAACCUUGAAGCUCACAGAGAAAAAACUCUGACAUACACCAAGGAUGAAGUUACAGCUGAAGUUCAUGAUGAAUAUUAUGCAGAACUUGAUGCCCAAGGGCAUGUUUUGUCUCAAAAAGCUAGGUGUCGUGUGUUUGUUUUAGCUUUUCUCACAGGUAUGCCCAUAGUUGAGGUGGGAUUAAAUGACAGAAGAAGGAAAGGAAAAGAGGUUGUGGGAAGGUAUGACAUCGUUCCAAUUAAAACUGAAGAAUGGAUACGACUGGAAAAUGUGGAGUUCCAUUGCAGUGUCAAUAAGGAAGAGUUCGAGAAAACAAACAAUAUAAAAUUUAGACCGCUCGAUGCAUGUCAGUUUGAGCUUAUGCGAUACCGCGUUCGUUUGCGAGAGAACAAAGAGCUUCCGUUGCAGCUGACCAUCCAGCAGAUUAUGAAGAACAGGAAGUGUGAGGUGCGGUGUGACCUGUUGGUGACUGGGUACCAUUCGUACAGCAAGAAGCACGGUCAGUUCCCUUGUGAGGAUAUUGAGGUGCGGUUUCCCAUCCCGGAGCAGUGGAUCUACAUGUUCAGAUAUGAGAGGAGGUUUGGCUAUGGCUCGGUACACUCUGCUGCCAGAAAGCCCGGAAAAAUCAAAGGUUUAGAGCGACUGACCUUGAUGGCGCAAGGUUCGACCAACCAGGCUCUCAUGGAGGCAGAUGUGGGCACGGCAAAAUACGAACACGUCUACCGAGCCAUAGUGUGGCGCAUUCCACGACUGCCAAUUAGAAAUCAAGGUGCAUAUACGAGCCAUCUGUUCAGACUCAAAGUGGAGCUUGGCCCCCACGACGAUAUCCCACAAUCCUAUGAGACCCACACCCACGUUUCCUUCACGAUGCCUUGCAGCACAGUGUCCCAGUCUCAGAUCCGGAGCAUAGCGACCACCAACCCUAACCCACCAGAAAAAUGGGUUCGAUCUUUUGCCCGCUACGAGUACCGCCUUGAGAUCGAGCAUCUGGAGGAGUACCCUGAACUCAUGGCCAUAGGUACCGUUUACAAGGAGGCGGCCCGGCUCUCUAUACAACCAGAGCCUGAGGAAGAGGAGCGCGACCCGCGGCUGGCUCAGUCAGAUACAGACUCCAGUGAUAGUGAUUAGAAAAAUGGUUUUUCAUGUACUGAAACUAGCACUUUUGUCAAUUCAAGCAAUAUUUCUUAUUUAUUUUAUGCUUUCCGGUGGUUUAUAGAGGAAUGUCAGUGAAUUAAAAAAGAUAUUUCAGUGUUUCAAACAGUUAAAAUUAACAGCGGAAAUUAUGGAUAAUUUUCACUGUUGAACUGUGAAAUUGCAUCGUUUUGCACGACAUUACAAUGUCAUUAGUUCAGCAAAAUUACAAAAAUAAUCAUUUGUAAGCAUACAAAGAAAAUUUGUUUGAUCUUGUGGAAUAUCUAUUUUAAUGCACUCGUGAUCAUAGGACAAAUAUAUGUUCUAUGAUCACUCGUGAAUUAUAAUCGAUAUUCCACCAAAUCCAACAAAUAUCCUGCAUUUUAUUCAUUAAGAGCAAGAAAAAUAAUUAAAGACUUUUCACUAGAUUCAAGUUGUGCAACCCUUAGAUACUGAUGAGCAACAAACAGCAUAAAACCUGAACAACAUACAAGUUACUUGAGGGCUGGUCUGGUUUUAUGCUGGUUGCAUAUAGCCAUUUUUAUGUUGCUUCUGAAUGGGAAAGGGUUACACAAAUAUUUUUCAUUUAUUGAAAUCAGCAGUUUGGCCAAUUUUCAAGCACAAUUUCUUGUAGUAUUGAUUGAGAGCAAAAUAAUGGUAUCAACCGCCUAUGUAAAUCUAAGAAAUUUGCCUAUAUAGUACAAUUACUUUCAACAUAGUAAUGUAAUAUAUGGCAGACCUUAAUUGACAAAUAAAUUGAGCUCUAUUUAAAAUUUACCUAUCCAGAUUUAUAGGCUUUUGCUGAUUUUGGUAACUGAGAAAUAAUAUAAUGCACAGUGUUGUAAAAAUUGCUGUGGUUUUAGAUAAUAGUUUAAUUUACUAAAUUGAAAAAAAUAUGUUUGUCCUUGGAAUACUAGCACUUUCAAUCUUAAGAUACAGAUUUAUUGAAAUAAAUGUAGAGAGUAAGGUGUUGACAUCCUCUGUUGUACAGCAUAUUGACAUAUUAACAGCCAACAACUUCUGUGAAUGCAUCACCUUCAUUAACAAGAAUUGUUCUAUUGAUCUUUUUGGAGAACGCUUGUGGAAAUCAGAACAUUGCAGUCACAAUGGUUGAGUGAAUGUGCUAAUGUGUCCAUGAAUAUGUGUCAGAGAUUGUUAGAACUGUAAAUCUGACAUUCAUCUUGCAAUUUAAAAAUUACUGCAAAUAUUUGCAAUCUUAAAAUGACAUGUGACAUGUAAGAAUUAAAACCCUCUACCUCAAAGGAACACACAUAUUCCAAUUGCUGGCAAAACCAACUUUUCUCGACUAUAACUUCUCAAAUAAUUGUGCAAUUUCAUAAUCACUUACCACAAAUCACCUGCAUUUAUAGACAGCAUGUUGCAGAUAACCAAAAAUGGUUCCUGUCUCAAAGGUCAAGGUAAAACUUAAGAGGUCUAAAUAUCACAUUUGGCCAUAAAUCAGCUAAUUUGCCAUGUAACUUUGUAAUGUAUCAAUUUCAAAAUAACUUCUCACACAUCACCACCAUUGAGGAUGUGGACUCGGCUUGUCACAUAUAGCACUCAUCGUCUUACCUCUAAGGUCAGGAUCACAUAUAGAGAUCAAAUGUUCAAUUAAGAUUUAAAUAAUUUGGCCCAUACUAUCACUAAAUUCUUCAUGCUUUAAUGAGGGUCAAAUGUUAAAUUGUGUCAUAACACAGCUUGUUUUCACUGUCACUUUAUCAUUCAUCAUGCAGAAAAAUGUUUUUUAACACAAAUGGUCAUCAUUUUGAGACUGUGUGUCAUUUAAAACAAGUGUCUCCCUAUUUCAAACGUCAAGGUGGCAAUUAAAAGUCAAAGGUUGAAUUUGUUUGCACUUUAACUGCAUCAUUCAUCCUGCAUUUUUAAAGUAAUUUGCCACCAAUGUUCACCAUGUGGGAGGCAUGUCACCCAUAUGGCAAAAAACAAGGCCAUGAUGAAGGCUGAAGGUCAAACAUUUACAUGGUGAAGUUUGUUAAAUAAUUGCAAAAAAAAAUAAAAAAUGGAUUACUAUGUGCAUGUAGCUAUUAUAAGAAAUAUAUUUGACAGUCCAGUAAACUUUGGAAGGCAGAUGCAAAAAACAAAAGGAAAAUCAAACUUAAGUUGUUCAUUGUACCUCAAUCAAAAUGUCAGAUACAUAAAUAUGUUUGUACUUGAUUGAAUAUUGUUGCUUAAUGUUGCAUUAAUUGUUAAUUGUAUACAGUACAAGUAUUUUCAAUAAAGAACUUGCUCAUGUAAUGUCAAAAUAUUGCCAAAAGUGUAUGAAAGUUUGUAAUAAGACAUCUUUUUUAAAUAUUUCUUUGGAAAUUUAAGAUUUGGGCUAAGGUUACUGUUUACAAAGAGCAAUGACAGGUAAGUGCUUUGCGUUAUUCUGUAAGUGUUCAUUUAUGUGUACUAAUGUGAGUUAUCAGGGUAAUAUAUAUAUAUAUGACUUAAUUAAUAAUAUGCAGAAGAUUUGAAAGUAAAAUUUCUUUCAUAAUGGCAAUAAUGGUAACAUAAUAUAGAUGAUGCUCACUUUGACCAUAGUUUGUUAUUUCUUUAUCAAGAUCAAACAUAUUUAGGUCAAAGGGUGCUGCAAAUGAAUAAUAUCAUGUUUACCAAUCAAGCUGUGACAUACUAUAGUGCAAGGGUGCAAGUCCCAAUAGACAGCACAUACAAAUGUGUAAUAACUUCUUCACCAAUCACACUUUCUUGUUUUACAACGCAAAUCCCAUUGGACAGUUCCUAAAAGUCAUGUGAUGUCAGACACUCUUGGCUGGAGUGUCAAUCGACAAUCAAGCACUGUUGUAAUGCAUCUUCUUAAGUCUGAUAACUCAGCACAUAAAGUAGUGUGUGUAUGAAUUACAAUUAAAUAUUGAUAUAUGGCAUGCAAUUUGAUGCAUGGUUUAAUUUUUUAUUUAUUUAGGCUACGCCUACUAUUUACUGAUCUGGAAUCAUAGAUAUUGAAUUCCUACAAACAAAUUGAAUCUGUAAAUAAGAAAUGAUCUGACAAAUGUUCACUAAGUGUCACACGAAACAAAAAUCUCAGAACUGGUACUCAAACUGUGUAUUGAUGUUUGUUUGUGUGUUUAGCUCAUGUCCUAAGCUUUUGCUCAUUGUUUUCUCCAUAGUUAGUGUAAAUAGUAUAUCAUAAUUUCAUUGUUUACUAUCGUUUUGUAACUGUUGCAAUACAAAGACACCCCUUUAUUGUAUGAAAAUUAAUGUAGUAUGUUUGUUUGUUAUCUAGCCUGCCACAGAUUUAAAUUUGAACAUAUCGUCAUUAAAUAUUUGUUAUGCUAGUUUUCAUUUUGUUCACAGAAAAAAUUGUAUUCACAUAAAAUACUUCUUCAUAGAUGCAAAGAAAACCUGGUUAAAAAGAAAUCUAAAUAGCGAAUGACCCUUAAGUUGGCCUAGUAGAUCUGAACUUACGAUGUCUAAAUUGAUCUGAAGUUUUCUUCAUGUAUAGAUCUAUAUUAAACUAGACAAUUCUACCUAAUAGAUGUAAUGUAAGUGUGUCUUUAUACAGAGCUGUUACAAAAUAUAGGACAUAAAUCAUGUUAAUAAUAACACAUGAGAAAGUAAUUAUGCCUCAAUCUGUCCAGUUCAUAUGUCAUUUUAUCAUACUCAAUUAAUCAGACUUAACGUGAUUAUUACAGAACUGAGGACUGGUGUCUAUAGGUAAAAGUAAUGCAAAAUCAAAUUCAUGCUUGACGAUUGUCAAGGUAUUGGCAUGGACCUGGUACUUUGCGAUAUCUGUUGUAACAUAUUUUAUGAUUCAGAUAUGAUGUCUGGAACCCAUGUUAUUAAGAAUGGCAACAUCGUAUCCUUGAUUACAAAAAAACUAUCAAGUAAUGAUUUUGUGUUCAGUUUUGAACAAUAAUCACAAUUUAAAUGGAUUUAUUCAACAAUAGGCAAAUGUACAAAAUUGGCAUAGAUUCAUAAAAGUAUGGAUGCAUGAUAAUAAACAAGCAAAAAAACGCUUGUGACUAAGAAAAAAAGUGACAAAUAUAUCUCUGUGGAUUGAAUAUCAAAAUUCUAAAUCAGAAAGACGAAAAAGGGUUUGUAAUGUUUUCAUUAAUGAUUUGUCAGAUAUUGUGUACUAUCUACAUAGCAUUUAAAAUACCGUCCUUAUCCCAAAUCUAUGUGGUUGAAUUUUAGCGCCUAAAUUAGCUUCUGCAAUUAGAGGUCCCAGGUUUGAACCCCAGGACGCGCUCAUAAUUAUAUUAUAUAUUUUUCUUGAUUAUAACUUUUUUAAACUGUCUCUUUUUCAAACCUCACAGUUAUUUUGUGUUAAUAAUUGUUGCAAAAACAUAACAAACAUGGAAAAUGUCAAUUUUAUUAUAUUAAAAAAAACAACACAAAUCUGUGGACAAGUAAUUACAAAAUGCAUAAGCUGUUGUUUUUAAUACUCUAGAUAUACACAAUUUUUAAUUUUAUUGUAUUAACUUCAGCAUAAUCACUUAUCUUUAAAUGAUACUGGAUUAUGUUGAAUAAUGUACUCAGACAUAUUUUAAUUGCACAAAUUGCACAUUUCUAGUCAUGUAUAGAUAUUUAUAUGUGUCAUGUAUGUCUUUAUUUUUACAUGUAUUUUUAUGCCCCCCUUCGAAGAAGAGGGGGUAUGUUGUUUUGCACAUGUCGGUCCGUCUGUCCCUCGGUCUGUCGGUCCAUCCACGAGAUGGUUUCCGGAUGAUAACUCAAGAACGCUUAAGCCUAGGAUCAUGACUGGCAGAUGACCCCUAUUGAUUUUCAGGUCACUUGGUCAAAGGUCAAGGUCACAAUGACUUGAAACAGUUAAAUGGUUUCUGGAUGAUAACUCAAGAAUGCUUACGCCUAGGAUCAGGAAACUUCAUAGGAACAUUGAUAAUGACUGGCAGAUAACCCCUAUUGAUUUUCAGGUCACUUGGUCAAAGGUCAAGGUCACAGUGACUCGAAACAGUAAAAUGUUUUCCAGAUGAUAACUCAAGAAUGAUUUGGCCUAGGAUCAUGAAACUUCAUAGGUACAUUGAGAAUUACUGGCAGAUGACCCCUAUUGAUUUUCAGGUCACAAGGUCAAGGUCAAAGUGACUCAAAAUAGUUAAAUGGUUUCCGGAUGAUAACUCAAGAAUGCUUACGCCUAGGAUCAUGAAACUUCAUAGGUACAUUGAUCAUGACUGGCAGAUAACCCCUAAUAAUUUUCAGAUCACUAGGUCAAAGGUCAAGGUGACAGUGACUCGAAACAGUAAAAUGGUUUCCUGAUGAUAACUCGAGAGCGCUUAUGCCAAGGAUCAUGAAACUUCAUAGGUACAUUGAUCAUGACUGGCAGAUGACCCCUAUUGAUUUUCAGGUCACUAGGUCAAAGGUCAAGGUCACAGUGACAAAAACGUAUUCACACAAUGGCUACCACUACAACUGACAGCCCAUAUGGGGGGCAUGCAUGUUUUACAAACAGCCCUUGUUUAUUAGUUUUAUUUACAUUCUAAAUAAUGUAUCACUUUUGAACUAUUUCUGGUAUUUUUGUAAUCAUCUUUAUGAUAAAUGUGAUCAUUAAAUAUAAUUUUGACAGUAAUCUUAUUAAAAUUGAAAUAUAGUCCAUAUCAAAAGCAUGAACCACAGUAUUUCUUACAAGUAGAAAAGCCUCUUGUCAAAUCAAUAUUGCUCCGGUGAAAGAUUUACAGUGAUUUUUAACAGGUCAUUGUUGCAAAAAACACAACAAACAUGGAAAAUGUAACAACCUAAAAGUAUAUGUUUACAUUUUUUUUCUAUAUAUUGUUUAAUUGAAAAAACAACACUGUUUGUCUUGUUUAAUAUUAUGUUUAUUUCAACACUGACAGAACAAACUUUGAAGUUUUGUUUAUCAGUUUAGAUAUUAACCCACUUAGAUUCUCUGAUUGUCCUCAAUAACAUGGCAUUACUAGACAUUAUGCUUUCUAUGUAAAGUACUUGAUGUAACGCCUCAUGAUUUUGUGAUAAACCAAAGUAAAAACUCUUUGUGACAUUGUUUAUAUAUUAGAUACAUGCAUGUCAUGCCAUAAUGUAUGAUGUUUUCCAUUGAAAAACCUGGCUUUAUGGGUAUUGUGUUGUCCUUUAUAAGCCUACAAAGUCUGCGCAGGCAUUAUUUCUGUCUACGGUGGGUUAAGCGAUUUGAUUGAAACAGAAAGUUAUACAGUUCCUGACGGCACAGGCUUAUUCAGGAUAAGACUUGACAAAAAUAACAUUUAGCCAAGUUUUCCCACAAAAUUCUUCUAUAAAAUUAUUAUUGUGUGACAGCAAGAAAAAAGAUAUGAUGUUUAAACUUCAACAUAUAAAAAUAAUGCACACAAAAACAUUUACUUUAUUUGCUUGAGGUGUGAACAAAUAAAAAGAUUUCAAAGAGUUUAUACAUUAUAUUCACUUUAAGUAAGACAUUAUCUGAUGAAACAAAAUUUACUGGUAGAUUGAUAUUGAAUUUGUACUUUUGAAGUUGCUACAGAUAUUUAUAAUUAUGUUACAGAUAUAUAUAUUAUAAUGUUAUUUGUACUCAGUUGUUUUAUAUUAUUUUUUAUUUAUAAUAUGUAUAAGUGCAAUACAUAGUUGUAAGUAGAAUCUUAUUGUAGACAGUAUGAUGUUAUUUCCUUGUAAUAGAACUUAAUACCAAAUAUGCCAUAUUUAAUUGAGCCACACUCUUCGAAAAGGGGGUUUAAUGCAUGUGCGUAAGGUGUCUUCCCAGAUUAGCCUGUGCAUUCUGCACAGGCUACUCAGGGACGACACUUUCUGUAUAAAAUUGAGUUUUGCUAAGAAGGGACUUCCUUCAAACGAAAAAUAUCAUAAAAGCGGAAAGUAUCGUCCCUUAAUAGCCUGUGCAGGCGGCACAGAACUGGGACGAUACUUUUCGCUCAUGCAUUAAACCCCUUUUCACAGAGGAUGGCCCAAAUCUAUUAUUAGGCUGAUAUAUCCCGUCAAUGUUAUUCCUACUUAAUUACUAUAUCAAACUAUGUAAACAGUAUACAAAGUGUAACAUAUAAUUCAGACUAUCAUGUUUUAAUGAAUUUUUAUAUAAUUUAUGUAUACUGAAAUUAUGUUAUACAAGAAGCAGCUUUUUUCAUUCUUAUCAGAACAAAACAACAACAAUAAAAUAACAAACAAUAUUUGAUUUUGAUAAACAGCCAAACAUGUAAAGAAUUAUAUUAUUAGUAAGAAAGUUUAUGUUUUAUUAGAUCUACACCUGUAUAUUUUUUUCUUUAGGCCAGUUCACUUUUAGUCUAUAUAGAGCUUUACAAAUUUGUUUACAGCCAAAGUAUAAAUGUUCAUCGGAGAAGAACCUCACCUGAUUUUCUUUAAACUGUGAUAGGACAAUUUACAAACGUUUGUGACUCUGUUUUUGUAUGCAUCUAAAGCAACUUUUUGUAGCUCGCAGGGUCUUGAUUUUUUUAUAAGAUAUAUUAUUUUCUUGUAUUUGUUUGAGUGUAAGGAACACUAUUGACACGUAGUCAUGUUUUACAAUGUCUUAAACUGUCAUUUUGGUGUAAGAUAAAAUUGAAGGUAUAAAUAAAUAAAUCGGCAAUACAAAGUCUACCUUUAUAAGGAGAACAAAUAUUGAUAUGAGUUCAUAUAGUUAAGAUAAAUAUAAGAAAAACGCUGUUUCUUUUUACUUAGAUCACAUACUGUGUCAGAUGUUGUUCUUUAAAUUAUGUAGACGUAUGUCGUUUAAAGCAGUAGAGGACUGUUUACUUUUCCUGGUCUGUGUGUAUUUAAUAAAAUGUCUAGGUCGAUAUGUGUGUAUACAGUUUAUUUGGUAUUGUUUUUAUUAGGCAAGUUUUAUAAAAAUGUUAUUAGAAA
Messenger RNA from Dreissena polymorpha, 13456 nucleotides. RefSeq lists its product as uncharacterized. Gene Ontology annotation, molecular function: clathrin-cargo adaptor activity. The transcript is spliced from 5 exons. Bases 1094 to 5665 code for a protein of 1523 amino acids. Gene Ontology annotation, cellular component: AP-2 adaptor complex; synaptic vesicle. Lineage: Eukaryota; Metazoa; Mollusca; Bivalvia; Myida; Dreissenidae. The record is from RefSeq and is a predicted model, not a curated record. Gene Ontology annotation, biological process: regulation of endocytosis; clathrin-dependent endocytosis; synaptic vesicle endocytosis.